AUGGGCGGUGGACCUUAUGAAUUGUACCGCGAGCGUUAUGGUGCCGAGAUUCUCGUCAUGCGGAAAGCCACCAAGAACGACCUCGACGCCAUCACUCGGGUCAUCCAGGCUGGUUUUCCCGACGACCCAGGUUGCAACUACAAGUUUCCAUACCGUGACAAAUACCCGGAGGACUUCUGGAAGUACACACGCCGACAGUAUGAGGAGUACCUAGAGCAGCCAGAAAAGUUCGCCUUCAACGUUGUCACAGUGACCAAUGAGGAGGCAGGACUCGAUGACCUCCCCAUUGCUAUUGGUGUCUGGGAUAUUGCUGUUCACAUCAAGGCCAAAGGCGGAGAUCUCUUCAUUGACGAACGACGGGAUGGUAACCGGGAACACAUGAAGGCAUACGCAGCCGCUAUGGAACGGACAUUUGCGAAAUGCUUUGAGUCGUAUGGGAAGGAGCAACUUCACCUUUGGAUGCUCGUAACGCACCCUGACUUUCGCCAGCGUGGUGCUGGAACCAGACUGUGUGACUGGGGUGUUGAUGAGUCCGCGAGAAGAGGUGGUUGGAUUUUGACUGUUAUGGCCAGUCCAAUGGGCAGGAAGCUUUAUGAGGAACUUGGUUACGUUUUGGUCGGCACCGACACGGCACGAGUGGGUGGAGAAGAAGAGCAUGUUGUUAUUGACGCUUUGGAGAAGCCGUUCUCACGACACACUAUCUAG
This is a messenger RNA of Podospora anserina S mat+, 705 nucleotides long. RefSeq lists its product as uncharacterized. The coding region runs from base 1 to 705 and encodes 234 amino acids. Lineage: Eukaryota; Fungi; Ascomycota; Sordariomycetes; Sordariales; Podosporaceae. The record is from RefSeq and is a predicted model, not a curated record. Gene Ontology annotation, molecular function: acyltransferase activity, transferring groups other than amino-acyl groups. The transcript is spliced from 2 exons.